This is a messenger RNA of Mollisia scopiformis, 516 nucleotides long. RefSeq lists its product as uncharacterized. The coding region runs from base 1 to 516 and encodes 171 amino acids. NCBI's taxonomy places the organism in Eukaryota, Fungi, Ascomycota, Leotiomycetes, Helotiales, Mollisiaceae. The record is from RefSeq and is a predicted model, not a curated record. The transcript has 4 exons.
AUGUCACCUGCGCCGGUUACUUUUUCCGCUCCUCCUCCUCCCCCUCUCGCAGCGACAUCGGGGGUCUGGGUCUUGAUAUCCUCUUCCUCAACAAUACCAACGUCAAUAGCUGCAAUAACACCCUCUCCAGAGAAAAAAGACGGAUCACCUUACUACGUCGUAAUAACCGUCACCAAUGGAGACGGGACGUACAUCACCACCGUUUUGUUAGGGGAUUCGUAUCCCACGACCUUCUCUGCUCUUUCUAGUUCCAGUUCUGGGGGUAAUUCGAACCACGGCGGCAUCCCAACGUCCUCAAUAGUAGGUAUAGCAGUUGGCCUCGUGCUGGGGUUCUUGGCGUUCUUUGCUGUUAUGUAUGUUUAUUAUCUGCGUCUACGACAAGCGAGAGAGAGGAGGAGAAGGAGGAGGGGAGGAAGGCGGAAAGGUGGGAGUGUUGGUGGUGAGAGUCGGGGUGGUGGACCUGGACCUCCGCCCCCUCCACCACCACCAGGAGGAUUGGCACCUGCUAAUCCAUGA